This is a messenger RNA of Sabethes cyaneus, 14554 nucleotides long. RefSeq names its product histone-lysine N-methyltransferase trithorax (gene trx). Gene Ontology annotation, biological process: positive regulation of DNA-templated transcription. Gene Ontology annotation, cellular component: histone methyltransferase complex; nucleus. The record is from RefSeq and is a predicted model, not a curated record. Lineage: Eukaryota; Metazoa; Arthropoda; Insecta; Diptera; Culicidae. The transcript is spliced from 6 exons. Gene Ontology annotation, molecular function: sequence-specific DNA binding; DNA-binding transcription factor activity; histone H3K4 methyltransferase activity. The coding region runs from base 325 to 12336 and encodes 4003 amino acids.
GAAGUACUUGUCGCGUGUGAUAUGAACCACAUUCUGGUCCUUUGCAUGUAUAGUGCGUCCCCUUACCACCCAGCCGAUCAUCAUUUACUGUGAUGGUGUACGUGUUUGUGUCAUUCAAGAUCCUAGAAAUUUAAAUGUGAAUCGGUAGUGUGAGCGAGAGGAUAGAUCGCUGAAAAAAAGCGAGGAUACGCAGUGUGAAAGGCAAAGGAGCGCGCCCGAAAAAAGGGAAAAAUUUAAAAGUGCUGCAGGAAAACGUAUCGCAAAGAGAACAAGAGCUGAAAAGCAAGUAAUGUGUAAGAAUUUGUUGCCCGUCCGUUUUCCACGAUGGGAAAAUCAAAGUUUCCCGGUAAACCGUCGCGUUUAGUGAACAAGAAGCGGGUUUCGGUUCUGUCCAGUGCUGGGUUGAAUACCCUUGCCAGCAGUGGCAGUAGCGAUGAGGAUAACAACCAGAACCAGCAGCAGGAAAAUUCGACGACGACGGAAAAGUUAAACCAACAGUCACUACUACAGGCACAACAGCAGCAGCAGCGCCAACAGCAGCAACAACAACACAAGCAGCCGUCACCGAAGGUAUCAACGUUAUUAGACAAUGAAGAAAUUGAUCAAGAUGGCGAUGAUGAUGUUAGUAAGCACGCUGCCGACGAUUCGGAAAACGGCGAGGACGACGAUGACGAAGAUGACGAUGAUGAAGAUGACGACGACGAUGAGGAGGACGACGAGGAGGAUGACGAAGACGAAGAUGAAGGCGAUAACGACGCGGAAGAGCGUAACGGGACCGAUCAUCAUGAGGGACGCGAUGGUGAAGACCGAAACGGAGAUCGACAGGAAAGUCCCAACCAUCCGGCCGAGCAAAAGGAUGACGAAUGCCCUACCAAUGGAGCCGAAAGUAAAGUGUCUACCUUGAAUAGCAACGAUAAACAGACGCCGCUUACGCAACCGCCAACCGGAAAUAGCUUCGAAAUGAAACCAUCCUCGUUGUCCGCCAUCAGCUCGACGUUGAAUAAACCCAUCGUCCCGAAGGAGCCGCCCGUAGAGCAGUCUACACCUAGCAGUGAGCCGACAAUGACCACCUCGUCGUCAAGUUCAGGCGAAAACGUGGCGCCAAACGACGCGGACACCAACAAUGUGGAUGUGCCUGUGAAACCGAAAAAGAAAACCGUCACUUUUCACACUACCCUGGCAACAAGUGAUGAAAAUAUGGUGAAAAAAGUGUACAAUCCUGCAAUCGUUCCGUUGAUUCCGAUAAUUAAGAAAGAAUGUUUGGCGCGUCCAAUUCGACUCAAAAAGAGUUUUAAUCGUAAAAUGAAGAAACGUCUCCAACGGUUAGCUAUGCAAGCUGCAUCUGCUGCAGCAAAAUCCGAGUGUAUAGUGCGGCCGUCGCGGCUAACGGAAAUUGUGUUGAAAUCAAGCAAGCUUGAUGAAGCAACCGCUUCAUCGGAACCGACGUCCAGUUUUUCGGCUGGUUCGAAUAAUGCAACGUCCGGAGAGAUACGUUCAGUAACGCCAUCUCAAGACGCCGUUUCUUUUGGUGCUAGUGGGGAUCCUUCGGAAGCUCGAAAUCUUGCCAGUGGUGGAACCCAGUUCGGUGAUAAACGGUUCAUCUUGCCGAAACGAAGUGCUCAUUCUAGUCGUGUGAUCAAACCCAACAAGCGAUUUCUGGACGAGUUUGAGUUGGAAAUCAAGAAGAAAAAUAAGAAUCUCGCAGCAGCUCAGGCAGCAGCGGCGGCGGCAGCGACGGCGGCUGUGGCCACAGCGGCUACCCCAACCGGUUCCUCGUCAUCUUCCAGCAGUGCCAAUGUUGGGAAAAUCUGUAGUAAAGAAAACAGUGAUGAUAAAAGUAAUUUCUUUGGUGAUAAGUUCUUCAAGAAUGAAGCGUGCUCGAAGAAUGAAGAAGAUGAUAGUUCGAAAUCUUGUGAUGAUAAUGUUAGUGAAAAGAGUGAAGAUGGUAAGAAGAAGCGAGAGAAGGUGAAAAAGGAUACGCAAGAGCAAGGCAAAAAGGCGGGAAAAGUGGAUGGAAAAGAUCUGCUGGACCCUGCAGACGGCGAACCUAUCCGUUCGGCUAGCAGUAUCAGCAAUCCAUUUGCAAAAGCCACCUUGCCGGAUAACAACAACAGCAGUAUCAGCAGCAACAACAGCAACACCCCGACCAACCCGCUGCUGUUGGUCAAACCAUCAGUGCUCUCUUCCACCACAUCUAGUCUUUCAUCGCCCAGUGCAUCGAGCAAUCCCAGUGCCGGCUCAGCGUCUAUUUCAUCAAUAUUCGGCAAAAGCAUACUUCGACAACCCCGGCUGCAAUUUACAACUUCUUUGCUGAAUUCGAAUCCUUUGGCUGCUACGGCUACGAAUGCCAGCGCAGCGCCGUCCCCAUCAACUGCAGCAGUCGGCAAGAGUAGUCCAACUACUGCAUCAUUAUCAACAUCGGCAUCAUCAUCGUCACCACCGUCAUUAUCCUCUUCUCUAGUGCCAUCCGCUGUAACCGACGGACCGUUUUCACUACACCUGAAACCAGGAACCAAUCUGGAUUCAUCGAAAAUUUUCUCCAGUGCAUUAACGGCGGCACUCGUGUCCAGUGGCUCUUCAGUCGGUACACCAUUAGCUUCAGCAACCGUCAGUUCCAGUUGUAGUAUUUGCGGAAUAGCCGCUAACAGCCGGUAUUACCAACAAGCUACGAAAAAAUUUGGAGUCAGUUGUUGCGAUGUUUGUCGCAAAUUUAUAUCGAAGAUGAUAAAAAAGUUAGCGAGUUCAUCAAGUCCAACUCACGGAAAUGGUACGAUGAAAUGCAAAAACGAAGGAAAAUGCUCAAUCGGUCCACCGACCGUUACGCGACCAGAUCACGUGAAAACUAGACACAUUUUCAAGGAGCGUUGUCAUGCUUGCUGGUUGAGAAAAUGUCUGAUAGGUUUCCAGGUUCCCCCAGUAUUAAAAGUACGUCUUACUCAGACGCUGCCAGCCAGUUUGCGGCAAUUCGAAAACCAGACUAGUAGUGUGUCUCUGAUCAAAAGAGAAAGCAUAGAAAACAACAUAUUUUCGAGCAGUUUGUCCAGCAGUAGUAAACCAUCGUUAGCUUCCAGAGGGCUCUGGAAUGUUAGCGGUGGGGAUAAACCAGAGUUCGGCAAAGCUAACCCGUUCCAAACGCUCGCGAAUCCAUUGGCACAAAAUAACUCUACUUUUGGCAGUUUACCAUCAAUCAAGCUCAACAUUAGCGACAAACCCGCCAUCAUGGCGCCUAGCUCAAUGAGCAGUCCAAAGGAUAACAAAAACCCAUCAACUGAGUCGAGUGAGCAACCUACUGUUCCGGAGAAGGAGAAGAGAGAUUCUGAUGAGACUGAGCCGACGGAGGUAGCUGUCAACAGCAUCCGGACUAGGAGUAAAACAGAAGCUGCUGCGAAUGCUGCCAUUGCUGGCGAGAUUACUCCUACUUCAGUGGCAACCAGCAGUACCGUGGCAACUUCGACAAAUGCUAGCUCAACGACAACUGUGACAGCGGCAGCUGUCACGGAUACUUCCUCCACAGUUCCAGGUGACAAACGACAACGAAUAGACUUGAAGGGACCUCGCGUGAAACAUGUAUGUCGUAGUGCAUCUAUCGUUCUUGGACAGCCGCUAGCCACCUUCCCUGAUGACGAAAACGAUGCAACAGCGGCAACAUUAGAAAACAUUGAAACACCACCCAGUGAUAGCGCAGCCGACGUAACUGAUCAGCUUCCGGAAACUCCGCUGCGUCCAACGACUCCCAAAAUAAAUGACGAUUAUCAGUGCACUGAAUGUAAGGAGCCGGAGAACUUAACACUAAGCCCACCGGUUACUCCAGUGGCGGAUGCCGACACCAGUGGGUCUACCGAAAAAGAAUUGGUUAUCGACGAAGAUCAGCUGCUACCGGAAUCCAGUCCAACAGCAAGUCCGACAAAGGAAUUGACAGCAGUUGAAACGGUCGAUAAAGCAGUUGAUGAGCCAACUAUUUCUUCUGAACCAAUAACCAAUGUGAAAAUUGAAAAUGAGAUGAAAGAGAAAGAACAACCGCCGAAAAAGGCAGAAGAGAUCGAAAGGCCAACCACGCGCAAGGCUACCUCUUUGUUCAGGCCGCAAGGAUUGAAACAGAACAUCAACGCUAUCACCAAGAGCUUCAACACAAGUGCGCGAACAGCUGGCCAAGGUCUUGUGGCGGAGCUUCCCAACAUUCCACUUAUUUCGAUUGAUUUUUGGGAAAAUUACGACCCAGCGGAGGUUAGUCGUACAGGUUUUGGUCUAAUCCUGUCGGAAGACGUACCGUUAAAGGCGCUCUGCUUCCUAUGCGGCAGUGCGGGACUGGAUGAGCUGCUGUUUUGCGUGUGCUGCUGUGAACCGUACCACCAAUAUUGCGUCAAAGAUGAGUAUAAUAUUCGAACUGGGUCACUAGACGACACCGGCGUGAGCUUGCUGGAGUUGACAACGCAUACCGGACACGGAGGUUCGGUAUCCCCUCACGAACAGGCUCUCAGUCGCUUCAACUGGAUGUGCCCUCGGUGUACGGUUUGCUACACUUGUAAUAUGGCUGCUGGCAGCAAAGUCAAGUGUCAAAAGUGCGACAAGAAUUAUCACACCACUUGCCUGGGAACCAGCAAGCGACUUCUGGGUGCAGAUCGACCUUUGAUUUGUGCCGCUUGUCUGAAGUGCAAAAGUUGUUCGACGACCAACGUUACGAAGUUCAUUGGUAAUUUACCGAUGUGCACGCCCUGCUUUCGGUUGCGGCAGAAAGGUAACUUUUGUCCGCUUUGUCAAAGGUGCUAUGAAGACAAUGAUUUCGAUUUGAAGAUGAUGGAGUGCGGUGACUGUAAACGGUGGGUUCAUGCGAAAUGCGAAGGGCUGACCGAUGAGCAGUACAACAUGUUGAGUGCACUGCCGGAGAAUAUUGAAUUCAUUUGUAAAAAGUGCGGGAAGAACAACGAAAACGGUAAUGUUUGGAGAGAUGCGGUGGCCGCUGAGUUCAAAGCGGGUUUGUUCAGUGUAGUUAAACUGCUUAGUAAAAGCCGGCAAGCAUGCGCACUUCUUAAGUUAAGUCCACGGAAGAAAACAAGCAAUUGCACGUGUUCGGUUAGUUCGGGAAAAAGUAUUAACUUUUUUUCAUUUGGUGCAACCAGUAAGGAUGAGUCGUCCGGUUCCACUUCUAAGAGGGUGAAAUUGGAGCAGGAACAAGAAUCUAUCUACGAUUUUAAUAGUGAGAACAGCAGCAGCAAUUCUAGUUUUCCACCAACUUCCAAGUGUUACUGUUCGAUAAGACCGGUUAAACCGUCGGACAUUAGUUUGGUCGAGAUCAAGCAGAAGAUUAAUGCAUCCGAGUACUAUUCACUUCAGGACUUUAAUUACGAUAUGAACACACUGAUUAAUGCCAUCGGUUCGGAGGAUUUAUCGACUGCGUACAAGGAAUUUCUCAGUGAGACGUUUCCCUGGUUUCAAAAUGAAACCAAAGCAUGUACCGAUGCACUGGAGGAAGCUAUGUGCGGCGAAGAAAUGUGUGAUUACAAUCCGGUUACAACUUCCUCCGACAUGGUUAUGGAUUCCACGGAUCAAAAGGUACCGUCUGGAAUCGACAUUCCUCUGGACGACAUAGGCGACUAUUUUUAUGAGUCGACGGAAGAGCUGAAGGAUAACCGUAUCUGCAUGUUCUGCAAGCAACAAGGCGAAGGACUGCCAAUGCACGAAUCUCGUCUGCUGUAUUGUGGUCAAAAUAAUUGGGUACACACGAACUGUGCUCUUUGGACGGCGGAAGUGUUCGAAGAAAUCGACGGUUCGCUGCAGAACGUUCAUUCGGCAGCCUCCCGAGGCCGCUCGCGAAACUGUCGACACUGUGGCGUAAAAGGUGCUACGGUUCGGUGCAAUGCCAAAAGUUGCGCGGAACACUAUCAUUUUCCUUGCGCACGCCAAGUGGGCUGCACUUUUAUGCAGGAUAAAUCACUUUUCUGUCCGCAGCAUGCAAAUGAAGCCACUCGUAAAAAGUGCGCGAUUGAAAGAAAUUUCGAAAUCAAUCGGUCCGUUUAUGUGGAGUUGGAUAGGCGGAAAAAGAAGUUUGUUGAGCCGGGAAAGGUUCAAUUUAUGAUCGGUUCGUUGAGUGUGAAAAAGCUCGGCCAUAUUGUUCCAAUGUUUUCGGAUUAUUCGGAUUACAUUGUUCCGACUGAUUUCGAGUGCACUCGGCUGUACUGGAGCUGGAAGGAACCGUGGAAAAUUGUGCAGUAUCGCAUUAAGACGACCAUUCAGAAUAAUAACUAUUGCAAUGGGACGGAUUUUGGUCGCAAUUUUACUGUAGAUCACAGUUCGAACCAAAGUCUGGUUCAAUGGGGAUUGACACAGAUCAACCGAUGGCAUCAUAGCUUGAGUACGGGAGAUGAACACGAACUUGAACCGAUCCCGAGCAGUUCUGGAGCGCAUAAUGGUCGCGAGAAGCCGACAAAACACCUGCUGGAAACGGCGACUGGCGAUGAUACAAAUGACGAAGAACCACAAAACAACCAAGACUUGCUACCGCAGGAGAUCAAGGACGCCAUCUUUGAGGAUAUUCCGCAUGAUAUUCUGGACGGUAUUAGCAUGCUGGAUAUUUUACCAAAGCUAAUGACGUACGAUGAUCUGAUUGCGAUGGAUCUCAAGAAUGAGAACAAUUUCAACGCGGAGAUUUUAAAGGAGGUGGGCUUGGGAGGCGUUGGUAAUAGCAGCAGUAACAGUAGCAACAGUAGUGGAGCUACUGGAGGAACUAAAGAUGACGAUAUGGAUGUUGACGAGGAUGAUAUCAACGAGGCAAUCAUGAAAUGUACCAGCAGCGAUCUGAGCAAUGAUGGCUGGAUGAAAAGUAUCAGCAAUCCCGGUAUAGAAGAUGCACUGUUGAGUGCUAUCAAGCAGCCUUCUUCGUGUGUCGGUGGUAAUAGCCGGGAACUGAAGCGGAGUAAAUCUGAUAUCCUAUCACGAGCGGUAUCCGGUGGUCGAGUUUCAACACAACCGCGGUCCGGAAGUUUUUCCUGGAAUUCAAAGUUAGAGACUGUGGCCAAGCGAAGAAAGAUAAGUAAACUUGCCGAUGUUCUCUCACUGGGAAGAAUCAAAGAUGAGUCCUCAAUGCAGGAGAGGCGCAGGUUCAAUACCAGCAGCGAGGAAUUUAACUGGAGUGCUGCCACCAGGAAAAUUAGUGGAGAAACUUUAAGCGAUGGAAUGAGCGUGUUUGAAAAACUUAAGAUUUCCCAACUGGAUGGUAUGGAUGAUUUCUGUGGAGAUGCUGGCGAAGUGAAAAUUUAUUCGACGAGUAUGAUCGAAGCUCCUGUCCGAUGCGAUCGCUGCCACGCUUCCUAUCGUAACCAGGAAUCCUAUCAGAGACAUUUAAGCUCCUGCGAAGUUCUUUCGACUAGCGAAAGUGAUUCGGAAACUCGCUCCCCGAGGCUGCUCAGUCCGGAACAGCAGCAAGCUCAAGUGACGAGUCAGUUGGGUAAUGGAACGUUUAUUUUGCCCCAAACCUCUACGUCCCAAGCCGUGACGGCAGAUAUUUACGGUCAAAUCAACCAAGGUCAGCAAAGUAAUCCCACGAUUUCCGUUAUAUCCGGUCUUAAUAAUCAAACUAUUAAUUUGGGUAACUUGAAUAAUCAAGCUAUUCUGUCUAACAUCCCAGCAUCGAUGGGCAUAACGAUCAAUCAACUUCCGUCGGGUAUCCCCAUACAGACCUCCACCGGAACGCAACAGAUUCCUAUACAGGGAACCUUUCCGAAUCUUAGUGGAAAUAUGAUCAUUUCAAAUCAAGGGCAGAUCUUUGCUCAACCCAUGAAUUUUCAACAAUCUUUAGAUACAGCCCAGCCGACAUUUGUUCAAAACAAACAACGUUUCAUCCAACCUACACAAACUGCUCAAAUUCCACAAACAAUUACCCUUUCCAACAACGGGCUUAACGUUAUCCAGCAGCAACCACAGCAGCAACCGCAACAGCAACAGCAGCAGAUUAUUACCAUCGGUCCAAACGGCCAGCAACAGAUCGUCACAGUAGCAGCGUCCCCACAACCCCAACAACAGGCCACUAUUCUGCAAAACCACGCUCAAAAGAAGCAAUUGACAUACCCAACCGUAUCGCCUAAAAAACAAUCCUACUCGAAAAUACCGCACUCACCUACUCCGAUCAAGGCCAAACGAACAGUUCCCACCUCGACGGUUACUUCUAACCCCAAAACCAUUCAAAUCAAGAAACAGGAACCGAUCACCAUCCAACAGGCGGCAACUCCGCAGCCCCAGGCGAUUCAAGCUUUGACGGCGCAACCUCAGCAGCAGCAGCAGAUUCAACUUAUCAACACGUCUUAUCCACUGAUUCGACCCGCAAGCUCUGUAACACCGCAGCAGACCAGCGCCACUGCUGGAAAUCCAAUAAUUUUCCAACAAGCUAAUCAUCAACCCAUUAUCGUGCAGCAAGUUGGAGGUAAUCAAAUCUCCUACGUAACAGAUCAAAAUCCAGUUCAGUAUUUGGCCACACCAAAUGUCCUGACUCAGAAUGGAUUUGCCAUGGCCACUACAGGAGAGGGAACCCUUGCCGCAGUCGCUAAUAAUAUCCUUGUCCCAAAUGGAACGGGUGGUUAUUCGAUGAUCCCGGCGAGUGCUUUGCAGCUGACCACCCCACAGCCGCAGGUAAUUGGUACCAUCAUUCAACCACAAGCCACCACGAUUCAGUGUGGAAUGAUGUCCACCGAGCAGAUGGUUCUUGGAGCAGCUGCUCCCACACCGACACUGGAAAUGGUCACCGAUCCUACAUCCGGAUGUAUGUAUUUGACCAGUCCCUCCGUGUACUAUGGUCUGGAGACAAUCGUUCAAAACACAGUAAUGUCUUCACAACAGUUUGUCUCUACCGCUAUGCAAGGAGUGUUAAGUCAGAACUCAAGUUUCUCGGCAACUACCACGCAGGUGUUCCAGGCCAGCAAAAUCGAACCAAUCGUUGAAGUUCCCACGGGAUAUGUCGUACUGAACAACGAUGGCACAACAUCGCAACAAAGUUUAGCUCCGAUGCAACUUCAAAGUGCGGCAACCGCGGGCAUCAUUCAACAACAGGCACAAAUUCAGCCAUCGGUUACUCCAGCGCCACAUGCCCAAGCACUGCAGGCUACCGUUUCUGUCAGCCAGCCUGGAUCCAUACAAACCUGGAAGUUGGAACCCCAACAAAAUACAGUAGUCCAACACCAGCAGCAUCAUCAAUCGCAAACGACAGCCGUAAAUCCGCUAAAAUCCAACAGCGGUAUAAAAAGUAUUAUUCCCAAAUCUCAGCCGCAGCUAGUGAACAAGGUUAUGCCGAACCCGAUGAUUAAGACCAGCGCAUCGGAAUACAUCACCGCUCCCAUUGCAUCGUCUAGAAUGAACUUCCAACCCGUCAUGACGACUGCAGCCAUUUAUACAACUUCGGCGACCGCAUUGACCACUACGUCUAAGGUGUCCAAUGUUAUCAAACCAAUCACUAAGAGCUCGCAGCCUUUAAAUAAACCAAAAAUUAUUGCAAAACCAGUUAAACAGCGACAAACACUGCUUUCUCCACCGCUCAGUUCUCCGCAAUCCCCACAAAUGCAUCUCAACGCUCAGCAGCAGCAAAAGCCUAAUCAACAACACAAUGCUCAAAUAGGUUUACCGAUCACCAACAACAACCCGCAGUUGGUUCAAAUCAAACCAAGCAUCAACAACGAUAAACCAAUUGUUGUUGAUAAGGUAGUAUCCCAGCCCAUGGUCAAGAUUAGUUCGAAAAAUGUUGGAGAUUUCAUUUCGACUGUUAAUAACCAACCGCCAAAGCCAGUAUCGCUGUUGAAAAAACCCGACAUAAAAACUAUUUCUCGAGUGACCAACAAUUCAACGUUCCAAACAACCCAAGGACAAAUGCCACCGCAGCAGCCGCAAUGCAUUCAAAUCAACGUAAUUCCAACCAGCAACUUCAUGCCGAGCGUCGAACAACAACCUACGGCAGUACAAUCGACAGCGCAACCUCAACCUACGAAACCCAUGAUGUCAAUAACUGAUGCCAAGAAGAAACCCUCGCAGAUGACGAUGACACUGGCACCUAGCUGCUCGACAGCACCAUCUGCCGUGGGUUCACACACCAUAACCAACUCGUCGAUCACAAUAACCCCAACGCAAACCGCGAGCAUCACACUUCCGACGACUCCCUAUCUUAUGCCAUUGUACUCGAAUAUUCCCACAAACGUUGUCAACCCGAUACAACAAUCCAACAUGACAAACAACAACGUGAACAACAACAACGGUACCAACCCACCCGGAAUGGUGCAAAACCGGCCGACAAAUCGAGUCCUUCCGAUGCAAGCCUCCGCCAUUCUUCCGAAGUCGCCCGAAGUUCCACAGACGCCGCCUCCGUUGAAACUCCUGAACGCAAUGCCCGACAAGAUUGAUGACAUAUCAAUCAUCCCUAGCCAUACGUUCAGCCCAGAACAUCUCGCAGCAGGUCUUCAGCAGCCGGAUAAGUCUCCCCUCAAAGAACCACAGCUCGAGAUCGAAAUCAAACCCAUUGAAAUGCUUUCGCAUUCGUCACCACAUCAGGGUGAAGACCAGUUGGACGCAGCAAUCGAUCAACAUCACCAGCUGCAGCAGCAGCAACUGCACCACCAUCAGCAGCAACAACACCAACAACAAACCCCACAAUUUCAAUUUAGCUUAUCACUGGAACAUCACGAUUCCUUGAUGGGCACUCCGGUGAGCAGUGCUUCUCCGAUGGCGGAAAUUGAAAUUAAACCACUUGAUGUGGUCUCGUCAAUGCCGACGCUCGCCGAAACUGAGGAAAUGCUCGCUGAUAGUAUGCAGCAAGAGGUAGAUCCCCUGGAUUCCGCCAGCAGUGUCAAUUCACCCAGCCUAACGAACGAUGAGUCCGAAUCUCCGGAAAUCAAAAACAAAAUAUCGGAAAUUCUUGAUAACCUCGAGCAACAAACAAACGAGGAAGACGCUUACAGUGAAUGCCAAAAUUCCGACAGUACGGAAUUGUUGCUGAAAAUCGAAAACGAACAAGUCCUGGAAGCGUCAUCCAGUCCGAUCAAAAGUCAACAGGAACAGCAACUGGUUGAGGAGCUGAACCAAGAACUACAAGCCGCCAGUGCGCACGCAUCACCGGCUGGUUCGUCGCCGUCAUCAACAGGCUGCGAAUUGAUCAUCCCACCAAUAUUCGAAUCCUCCGACCCAAAGAAGGAUGACGAUUCUGGGUACGAAGCCGAACAAAAGGACAGCUACGGCCGCGCAUCGAACAUUACCAGUCCAACGCCCAGCUCUAGCAGUAAUCCAUUGACAAGCUGUAGCAGUGAAUCGCAAACGGAAACGUUGAUCAAAGUCAAGAGCAAUGAACAACUCACCGGCAAAGGCCCAUCGCCACCUCCUCCGAAAACCAACAGUCCAAAGUUGCUGUACGAAAUUCAAUCGCAAGACGGUUUCACCUACAAAUCAACGUCGAUUGUGGAAAUUUGGGACAAAUUGUUCGAAGCAGUUCAAAUAGCUCGUAAAGCACAUGGUCUCCAGCCGCUUCCCGAAGGACAGCUGGAAGAGAUGGCCGGUGUGCAAAUGCUUGGAUUGAAAACCAACGCCAUGCGAUAUCUGUUAGAGCAGUUGCCGGGUGUGGAGAAAUGUUCUCAGUACAAACCGCAGUAUCAUCACAAAAAGGCAGCUUCGUCCGUCGGCGACGGUGCAUCUGCUGCAACGCUGGGCGGUAUUUCAUCCAUUUAUGCCGAUUAUUUUGACAUCAUCAAGGAAAAUCCGUACGGUGCGGCUCGCUGCGAACCAUAUAGCGCUCGCUCCGAGUACGAUAUGUUCAGCUGGCUUGCUUCGCGACAUCGUAAACAACCGAUGCCAGUAGUGGCGCAAAGCAUCGACGACACGAUAAUUCCAAGGCGAGGUAGCGGAAGUAAUCUGCCGAUGGCAAUGCGCUAUCGAACGCUGAAGGAAACUUCGAAAGAAUCGGUGGGCGUUUAUCGGUCGCAUAUUCACGGUAGAGGACUUUUCUGCAACCGUGAUAUCGAGGCGGGUGAAAUGGUAAUUGAAUACGCAGGCGAACUCAUUCGGUCAACCUUAACGGAUAAGCGAGAACGGUAUUACGACAGCCGCGGCAUCGGAUGCUACAUGUUCAAAAUCGAUGAAAAUUUCGUCGUUGAUGCAACCAUGCGUGGGAAUGCAGCUCGUUUCAUCAACCAUUCGUGUGAGCCAAACUGCUACUCGAAGGUCGUUGACAUAUUGGGCCACAAGCAUAUCAUCAUUUUCGCAUACCGAAGAAUCGUUCAAGGAGAGGAGCUUACGUAUGAUUACAAGUUUCCAUUUGAGGAUGUGAAAAUUCCUUGCUCGUGUGGCUCGAAGAAAUGCCGGAAGUAUUUAAACUAGUAUCGUCUACCAGGCUGUGCAAUGACAAACGGUAAUACAGGAUCAAAAAACGAACAGCAAUAAGCAAUACAAUGUUACAGGACGAUAAAGCUGUGUAGCUGACUGCCGGUUUAACAUGAAACAAAGAAUGGUGCUGCAGGAAAGACGCCCCGAACAAACUAACCGCGAUUGUGAAAUUUGUCAUACAUCACAAAAACAUACAACUAAUAGCGAAUCGCAAUAGUGUAUUUUUCGGAAUCUGCACGUCUAACUCGUACAUUUGUGUUGCAUAACAAAAAGCAUAUGCAAUGAUGUAUUAUAAGAUUAGUAAGUAUCAAUUGUAAUUAGUUCCACAUAAUGUUUACAAUAGUUGCUCUGUUAGUUUUUAACUAAUACUACUCCAUCGUAUGUAAAAAUUCAGACAUGAGUGUGCUUUGAUGAAUCAAACAAUAGAAACAAGAAUCGCGUUGAACUUUUCUGCAUAAUCUGUAUUACAACAACAUUAGAGCUACAUUUUACAUGAAACUGACUUACUGAGACUGUGGAUACUUUGUUUUAAGAUAGUGGUACCCAAUAUUGUAUUAGUAGCUAAAAUCACAACAUAUUUCAAACGUAGUAAAAUUUUACAAUAAACGUACUUGACUAAUUCAACAUAAAUUUUAAUAGCUGUCACGCAUACAGAAGCGGAAAACUGUAAAACAAUGAUGUACAAAUCAAAAUCUUAUUACCAUAAAUUCUACAGUUACAUCCCAGUAUCCAGUAGUAGAGUAAUGGUUUUGAAAUCUCGGUUGGAACACUUAGUAAAGCAGAAGUCCUUAAGACGAACCAAACUCCGGCUCUAUAGACUGAGCUGUUUUAAUGAAGGCAAGUUUUAAAAACAUUAAACAUCUAUUGCCAUUGCUACUGAACUUCACAGUCGAGUGGGUGACAUCUGCGUUGUACUAGAGCCGUAAAAGAGGCCCGAUUUUAAACAGAUAAUCCACUCUAGUAAAUCUGUAUUGUCUACCUGCAUUAUGGUUGUAGUAUUGCUGUUUAACCAACGCAUUUUUCAAACCGUACCGCAAAGAAAUUCGGCACACAGAUUAAAUAAAAUUGAUUGUAAUGUAAAUAUGUAGGAAUCAAUUUUAAGGCAUCGAUUCAGACACGGUUGUUCUAUACGCUUUUACAUUACCUAAUUAGCUUACACGUGGAUGUACAUUCUAAGACCACUUAUUUAUGAAAACUUAGCCAUAAGAAACGUCAGUUCGAUUUAAAUUUAAUCAGUCAGACGGAAAUCGCUGCAAGCUAUUUCCUAAUUUAUUCUACUCUCGUCGAUGAACAUAAACCUGACGCAGUAUCAUUGAACGUUAUCUUGCCAUUUCCGUUAAAUUUGUGUUUAUUUAAUCUUUUUUCUAUUAGUGCGUAUUGGAACGUAGUAAAACAUUCAAUGUUUUUAAGCAGUCAUUACAGUCGAACAGGUGUGAAAUGUUCGCUGUCACUAGUUUUUAGUAAUUAUUUAUAACAGAAUACGAGGAGCCUAACUUUGAUAAUAUACAUGAUAGUCAUUGUCCUUUGUAUAUUCGUAGUCUAAUAAGCUCUCCCUAGUUGUAGUUGAAAGGAAAUAAUCAAAAACCGAGAGCUCAAUGCGAGCUUCACAGUCGGUGACCUGCUCGAGUCUUCAAUAUCCAGCGAACGCGUCGUGAAAUCGAACGAAGAGACUGUGCAGCAGUCGCUACAAGUGGUGAAGUGGAAACAAAUGUGAUACUAAUGAAAAGUUAUUUGAAACCUAACUUAAUUGCUACAGAAGUACAUUUAACAGAAAAAUCUUCGAAAUAGUGAAAAAGAUAUUACUAAAUAUAACAAGACACAAUAAAUAGCACGCAUAGUGUAAAAUUUGCGCUUCUACAAGCAACUACACAAAGGAACUCUACACAUACAGAAAUCCUUUUGCGACAAGUGUCGAAGCUAUCGUAUAAGUAUUAGGAGUCUUAUAUUCGUAAUGUGUAGGCUCGUUCAUGCAGUUUCGCGUAGAACUAUUUCUCUCAAACAGACACAAUACAACACAACACACACACAUACACAUAAGCGAAUGCACCUGUAUGGGUUGCAACAAGCAAAGUCCUGCAAAAUAUGGGAAAUUUAAAUGUGUACAUUUUGGCUUUACUACUAUUACAAAACUACUACUUAGGAAUGUAAUUGCAGUUUAUUAAGUUUAGUUCUUCUCAUUCAAAGUAUUAUGUUGAAAUAAAAUGGUAAACAU